AGUGGGAGGAAUAGUGCCCCAUCAUUGGUAUCAGUGGGAAGGAAUAGUUGCCCCAUCAUUGGUAUCAGUGGGGGGAAUAGGUGCCCCAUUAUUGGUAUCAGUGGCAGGAAUGGUGCCCCAUCAUUGGUAUCAGUGGCAGGAAUAGUGCCACCAUCAUUGGUAUCAGUGGCAGGAAUAGUGCCCCAGCUCAUGGUGUCAGUGGGGAGGAAUAGUGCCCCAUCAUUGGUGUCAGUGGAGGAGGAAUGGAUUGUCCCAUCAUUGGUGUCAGUGGCAGGAAUAGUGCCCCAUCAUUGGUGUCCAGUGGGAGGAAUAGUGCCCCAUCAUUGGUGUCAGUGGGGGGAAAUGGUGUCCCAUCAUUGGUGUCAGUGGGAGGAAAUGUGCCCCAUCAUUGGUGUCAGUGGGGGGUGGAAUAGUGCCCCAUCGUUGGUGUCAGUGGGGGGGGGGAAUAGUGCCCCAUCAUUGGUGUCAGUGGGAGGAAUA
Staurois parvus is the source of this 480-nucleotide messenger RNA. NCBI's taxonomy places the organism in Eukaryota, Metazoa, Chordata, Amphibia, Anura, Ranidae. The record is from the annotation of a GenBank genome assembly.